AUGUUGAAAUAUUGUUUAAAUAAAUGUACAGAUAAAUCCGAGAGUUUCCUAUCUGAUUUAUCCAUGGGUGGGCGUGGUCGUGGUAGGGGGAGCGGUCCCGGGACAACUGUUCGGGCAGUAGCUCAAGCGCUGGGCAUCGCUAGAAAUGACAUGGCUUCUUUUACAAACCAGAGAACUGUUGAAGAUCCACCAGAUUACCCUACUGUGCAGCGUGCGCUGAUCCCCUUAGAAUUAUCCAAUGAGUUGCAGUACAUUUCAGAAUUGAAGCUAGAGCUGAUCAAUAGGUUUCAAGAAUCUCCGUUUUAUUUGGAUAACGUGCAAGUGAAAGAUAUAAGACGGUAUACUGACAAGUAUAACGAAGUGCAUCGUGAACGACUAGAGCCAGAUUUUACCCGCUUACCUGAGGAACUUUGCUGGAGACGUGAAAAAGCUACACUAUCGAGUGCCAAGAGGCGGAGGAUCGAAGACACAAUAGAAAUUAUACAACAAAAGCUAGUGAAUUUGGAGAGAGCUGAACAACAAGAUGAGAAUGAAGAGGAAGUAGAGGACGAAGAAGGUUCCGAAAAUUCUGAAGAAGCCCCAGGUAGCAAUGUACCAUCAGAUGAAGAUUUUGGUGAAGAGGAUAAUGACUACUGCGCUACUUACUUUGAUAACGGUGAAGGAUAUGGAGAUGUUGGGUCAGAUGAUAAUAUGGAUGGGGAAGAGUAUUGA
Molecule: messenger RNA, 711 nt
Organism: Necator americanus (New World hookworm)
Lineage: Eukaryota; Metazoa; Nematoda; Chromadorea; Rhabditida; Ancylostomatidae
Exons: 6
Coding region: 1-711 (236 amino acids)
Biological process (GO): transcription by RNA polymerase III
Cellular component (GO): RNA polymerase III complex
Source: RefSeq, a predicted model, not a curated record